AUGAUGGAAAAAAAUAUAAAAUUGCAUAUUAUUAAAAUUUCUAUGUUUUUCUUAACUUGGAUAUGCCAUUUUUACAAUGAUCUGAGUACAUUUAGUAAAUCCCUCGAUGAGAAUCGCUGUAUUAGUAGAAGAUUAGGUACAGGAACUUAUGGAUCACUAGCCAAAUAUGAAAUGAAUAAAAAUUCAUUUAAUAUUUGUUUAGAAGAAAAUAUUCGAAAUAAUGAAAUGAGCGAUAAAAAAGGUAUAUCUUAUAAUAAAAAAGGAAUCAAAAGAAAAAUCACUCUACCAAACAAAAAUUUAUUAAAUAAGGCACAAUACUACACAGAAGUUGUAGAUUAUAAUAAUGCAAUGUUUGAUGGAAAGCAUUUACAUUUUGAAAAAAAAUGGAUUAAAAAGAAAGAUUAUGAUGAUUUUAUUGACAAAAAUAGGAAAAUUUGUGAUAUAUAUUUAAAAAAAUUAAAAUUUAGAAAUUAUGGAUUUGGAGUUUCUCUAUUUUUUCUUUUUUUCUUGUUGGGAAUUGUAAUUCCCGUAUUAACAGUAUUUAAACCUUUGAUAGAUGCAUGGAAAGCUAUUCAUAAAGAACAUCCAUUGCAUUUUUUGACAGAAAUUACGAAAUGGAUGGAUGUGGAAAAGAAACCUUACAUUUAUAUAAUACUUUUUAGUGUACUUAUGGUUAUGUUAUCUGUUAUGCUAAUAAUAGCGCUUUAUAAGAUCUUAAGAAAUAACGAAAAAUAUAAAAAAAUUAAGUUAAUGACGGGGUUAAUUGACUAA
Plasmodium malariae is the source of this 771-nucleotide messenger RNA. RefSeq names its product fam-m protein. Lineage: Eukaryota; Apicomplexa; Aconoidasida; Haemosporida; Plasmodiidae. The transcript is spliced from 2 exons. The coding region runs from base 1 to 771 and encodes 256 amino acids. The record is from RefSeq and is a predicted model, not a curated record.